Hypoxylon trugodes is the source of this 2253-nucleotide messenger RNA. RefSeq lists its product as uncharacterized. NCBI's taxonomy places the organism in Eukaryota, Fungi, Ascomycota, Sordariomycetes, Xylariales, Hypoxylaceae. The record is from RefSeq and is a predicted model, not a curated record. The transcript has 6 exons. Bases 1 to 2253 code for a protein of 750 amino acids.
AUGGCUCUCGAAGCUCCAUUGAGAUCAUCAACUGGAAGUAUAAUAUCCGCUUUCUCGCCUCACAUGGAGCUAUCUGUAUCUUCGCCAGAGUCCUCUGCUGCUCCUCAUUCACAAUUCCGUCCAAUGUCUACCAGCGCGAUAGAAGCAGGUUCGCUACGGCCAUCAUCGGCCGCUCCUAGGCCGGCCUCCACCAAUAAUUUCCUCAUGAGCCCGAGCGAUGUAGUCGGCCCUUCGCCAGUGACGUCCGUUGGUACGGAAGUAACGGAGAUCGAAGAUGAAAUGUCUGAUGAGGUUCGAUCCCAACCUACCGCUGCGAACCCUGAUCCGCAACCUCAGUUGUUAAUGCUUAGAACGAAUAUUCCUGAUCAAGUACGGCAAACAGCAAACGAGGAAGCGGUCUCAGUCAUACAUGCCCCAGAGAGCUUCCAGAGUUGGUCCACUGCCAACAAUUCGCCAAAACAAUCGGAAUCGAGCCAAAAGUCAUCCCCGGAUUUAUCCUCAUCUCCUACUAGACCCGAAGACACCACCCUACCACCGACGAAUGCUCAUCAUACUCCAGAGGUAAAGCGAUCACUAUAUGGUGUCAGUACAUUAAACUCACAGAUACAGGCUAAAUCUCCUGCUCCGCCCCCUCUUUCUACCGAUGUCAAACCCGUCCGGUAUAGUCUGGAAAGUGCGACACCCAGAGCUCAGAAUCUACAGGAUGUGUUGAAUGAUUCUUCAAGAAUACGAUCUAGUAGCGCUAGUAGCCUCGAACUUAUACCAGAGAGUAGGGAGCCUGAGACAGACGCAGAACCUGACCUAGAAAGUUACGAUGAAGAGGAGUAUGUCACGCCUGUUCGAGAGCAGGAUAAUGAAGGUGCAGAAAUCAGAUCUUUGCAGACCGCCUUGCAAGAAUGCUGGACCUUAUGCAAUACCCUGGCCGGCCUUAGCACGCACCACCGAGAACGUGUAUUUAAUUCGUCGGGUACCCCCGACGGCCAUGAGCGAGCUUGGAAAUGCUGUUGGAAAUUAUGUCAACGACUAUACGAUAACCGCAAUGAGCCCGAUGAGUCUUUCAACGUUCGCCAAAACUUAGAUCUGUGCCGGGAUUUCUGCCAGUCUCUCUUCGAUGUACGACAACGCAAGGAUGAAAUAGCAGAUUCUGUUUUGCGUGUGAGCUUUGAGCUCAACAAUCAUCUGUACAGCGCACAAGACACAAGAAUGCUCCCGGAGGCAUUCCGAGAGCGAACUCUAGACUUUUACAUUACGUUGUGCCAUCGACUCAUGAAGCAGAGGGGCGAGCUAGGAGAAGAAACAGAUUCGCUUCUUUCUGCUUGUUGGUCACUUGCUGAGAUGCUAUUUAGCUUACGUCAAAACAAGAGGGAUGGGAAAUCUCCAGAUGAGGAGCUACUCGGAUCGGCAGUCCAAGCAUGCUGGGAGCUUUGUGAUAUAUUUAGGGAAGGAUGGACACAGAUCCGCCCAGACAGGGGGACACCAAGACCAAACCAGACAAAUUUCUUCACGUAUAGUCGUGAGCGAGAGGCGGCCGAGCUGACGGAAGGUCGAGAGAGUCGGGCUUCGAAUCGCUCUAAGGCCGGUAGUCUCAAGAACCAUGCUCCGCAAGGAAGUACGAAAACGUCACGAAAGCCACCUCCAGUACCGGAAACGCCGGUUACCGAGUUUGAGGAUACACCAGUCUCUCCCGACAGCGAGUCACCACAAGUGCCGAAUAUCAUGGUGCUCGGGACAGAAAGCAACAGGGGGGGGCGAUGGUCUAGUAGUGCCUCAAAUUUGUCAAGCUACUCUCAGAGUAGCCAAAGAACAUCGAGCACGGCCACAACAGCGACGACGAAUGAGGACCCAAAUAUCACACGUAUCAAAAUCCUGAUUCUUAAGGCGGCUAUGAACGUCGGAUUCUCUCGGGAUAGUAGCGGGCCGGACGGACAACAUGGUAACAGUGCGGCAUCCCUACAAGCCUUCGUAAAGUCCCUUCCGAGUGGGUCCUUCGGCUCACUAUCAACUCAUGCAACACUCCUGCAAAGCUAUAAGAACCUGGUUGCAGCCGACUCUUCAUUCCGACAAGCCUCAGCCUCUUCGCUGCCCACAAGAGGGAAGCGUGUUCUCGCGGCCGACGUGGCCAAGAGCGUGAGCUGGAUGAUGGCUCACCGCCCUUCAGGCCAAUAUGGGUUCUUGCGUGACUUAUUCAAGCUCGUGUUCGGCUUCCACGUCGAAGAGGCCGAGACCCGGAAGAAUGUGAGUAUUGCUGUAUGA